AUUAAUUUCAACAUGAGUAAAAGUGAAGAAAAAACCGUCUUAAUUUUUGAAGAUGUGCAGAAAGCUGUGCGUAAUGCAAUUGGAUUAGAUGCUCACUUAGUCGAUUAUAAUUUUAAAUCUUUAUCUGGCGAUAAAGUUGGAUUCGCUGGCUCACAUCAAUUUUUAAAUGUAGAAGUGAUAAAAAAUGGUAAAAAAUUAGCUCUUUGUUUUUUUAUGAAAACUUUUCCGUACGAUGUACCAGUACAAGUGGCCAUGAUAAAAAAUUGUAAAUUGUUUUUUAAGGAGUCAAAAUUUUAUGAAUCGAUUUUACCAAAAUUGAUGACAAGUGUCAAAAACAAAUAUUGGAGUGCUCUGUGUUAUCUGUCUAAAGAAAAUGUUAUAAUUCUUGAUAAUAUGAAGGACAAACAUUUCGAAUUAAAAGGAAUGAGUUUGUGCGAAACAUACAUGAAAUCAGCUUUAAAAACGUUGGCUUUAAUGCAUGCUUCGGCUAUGAUCGCUGAAAAAAAAUUGGGCCAAUCUUUUCUCGAGGUUUACCCGGAAAUUUUUCAAGAAGCUGUUUGGACAAAACAAACAAAAUUUUAUGAUUGGUACAGAUAUGGAGUCGAUGCAGCUGUGUCAGUAGCAAAGAAAUUUGGAUUGGAUUACACUUGCAUACCCAAAGUUUGCAGUGCGGUGUUCCAAAAGGCAGCUCCGUCGAAAAAAUGGACGAACGUCGUUUGUCACGGUGAUACUUGGGCCUAUAAUUGCAUGUUCGAUGAUGCAAGUCCUCAACCACGGUGCGCACUUGUAGAUUUUCAAAUGGUUCGUUACGCGCCUCCAACCUCAGAUGUGGCUACUUUGCUAUUUUUAGCAACCAGGAAAGAUGAAAGGAAAAAAAUUGAAAAAGAUUUAUUACGUCACUACCAUGAAGAGUUGUGCAGUGCUUUGUUAGAAAAUGAUCGAACGAUGAAGCUACCGACCUUUGCGUAUAUAAUGGAAGAAUACGAAGAUAUGAAAACCAUUGGUAUGGUUCACGCAGUGGUCGAUAGGCCAAUUACUCAAAUCCUUGAUAUUGAUAAUAACUCCGAUGAUGUUGAUAGUUCCGAUGGCUGCAUGAACAUUAUCUUUGGUAGACGAGAUAAGUUGGUGAUGAAACUCAUGGAUAAGCAUCCACAUUACAAGGAUAUGGUCCUUGAGCUUAUUGGAGAAAUCAUCGAGAAUGCAUAAACUACUUUUAACAUAACUAAUUUUAAAAUUCCACAUAUAAUGUUUAUGAUUAAAUUGUGAUAAUUGAAACAGCAAAGAGUAUUGAAUAUUUUACAUAGAUUUUUAUAAAUAUAAUCUUGAAAACUUCAUUUAUUGCAAGUGUAUAGAUGCUGGAAAAUUUUAAAAUAUUCGAAAUAUUUGAAUUGAAAUACCUCCAGCAAAAUUUCAAAUUCAUUCCAACCUUUGCUUUAAAAUUUUUUUAAAUAUUAAUUGAUAACAUAAGAAUUUUCAACUGGUAUGGAAUAUAUAAUAGCAAUUAAUUAUUUGAAAUUAGUUAAUUACAAGUAAAUUCAGAACUUAUGUGAGAGUUUUUGAUCAAUC
This is a messenger RNA of Trichogramma pretiosum, 1566 nucleotides long. RefSeq lists its product as uncharacterized. The record is from RefSeq and is a predicted model, not a curated record. The transcript has a single exon. Lineage: Eukaryota; Metazoa; Arthropoda; Insecta; Hymenoptera; Trichogrammatidae. Bases 13 to 1206 code for a protein of 397 amino acids.